GUCAUGAAUAUGGAUCCAGGCGAAGGUACUUCGGAUGGUCGUGUAAAACGUAAAACAAACAACAUCGAAGUGGAAAUCAAACAAGAGCCAGACAUCAAGGAGGAACCAUCGGAUGGCAGUGAAUUGAGUUUGGUGACACGUUCGAAUGAAGGAUUUGGAGCGGUUGCAGCGACUGAGGCAUUGAACAUCGAAUCGGUGGACAAGUUUGAAUCGGAUAUCGAUCUUGAAUUUGAUUUGAAUGGUGUGAAAGAGGAGGUGAAGUGCAAAGGAGAGAAGCCAGAUAAAGGAAAAGAUUCUUCAGUUGAUUCAGACUCGAAGGGAAAUGAAGCGAAUGCCCAAGGCGAUCAAAAUGAUGAGCCAGUGGUCGAGCCAAAAGUCAGUCGAAAAAGACUCAAUUCAAACGUCGGAAAGAGGCGUGAUGGAUCAAGAAAACAGGAUAGACGUAAGAUUCCAAGGAAUAAAGCGGCGAAGAAACGAACGGAGCACAAGUGUCAUGUUUGCGGUUAUGUUACAUCGCACAAAGGGAAUUUUGCCACACACAUUCGCAUUCACACAGGCGACAAGCCUCACAAAUGCAACGAUUGUUCGAAAAGUUUCGCACACGGAAGCGAUUUGAUUCGGCACAAGAAAAUCCACAGCGGAGAAAAACGAUUCGAAUGCUCCGUUUGUUUCAAAUCAUUUGCAUGGAAAUUCAGUUCAAAUGUUCACUUGCGAACUCAUGCCGAUGAUCUUCCUUAUUCUUGUUUGAAAUGUGGCCAACGAUUUUCCAGCGGUGAGGCCAGACAAUCACAUGAAAAGCGCUGCAAACGACGUCGAUACGAAUGUUAUCUCUGCGGAUACGAAUGUUUUGCCAAAUACGAUCAGAAACGCCACAUGCAAGCAAAACACAUCGGCGACCGUCAAUACCAAUGUGAAAUAUGCGGAAAGAAAUUCAUCCACAAAGGUCAUCUCAAUCAACAUUUGGCCACUCAUCGCGAUCAAUACCCAUUCAAAUGCAGCAAGUGUCGCCGAGGAUUCACAAUGGAAGAGGAUAAAACAGCACACGAGAAGAUUUGCGGUCAUCGUCAGUAUCAAUGUUACAUUUGCAAAGAUUUCAAGAUACAAAGGACCAAUCUACGAAAUCACAUGCGUGUCCAUCACACAGGAGAGAAGCCGUUCCAUCGCAAGUAGUGUGCCAAGUGUUUCAUUCGGAAGGACGAUUCAAAAUCGCACAUAAAAAGUAUUCACCGUUCCAAAGGAUGAUGCUUCGCGCAAUAGAUUUGUUUCACUCCAUUCGAACUAAGUCUUUUUUUCCCAUUCUUAUGGAUAAUGUUUACUUCAUCUGUACCGGUAUUCUAACACCAUUCCGAACAAUUUGUUCGGAAUUAUUCCGAGCGAUCAAUUAUAUUUUGAAAGGUGGAAACCAAACGUUCAAUCAAUGAAAAAGAGACAAAUCCAUAUAUAACGUUUGGAUACCACCUUCCAAAAUAUAAUUGAUCGCUCGGAAUAAUUUCGAAAAAAGUGUUCGAAAUGGUGUUAGAAUACCGGUACUGUUAUUCAUUCGAAUUUGAAAAAGUCAGUAGCUUUGUUCUUUCAUUAGCACUCCUACAACACAACUGAUACUAAUCUGUUCGAAUGAUAAUUUGCUUAACAAAAUUGAAUUGUUC
Sitodiplosis mosellana (orange wheat blossom midge) is the source of this 1646-nucleotide messenger RNA. RefSeq names its product zinc finger protein 184-like. The transcript has a single exon. The record is from RefSeq and is a predicted model, not a curated record. Lineage: Eukaryota; Metazoa; Arthropoda; Insecta; Diptera; Cecidomyiidae. The coding region runs from base 4 to 1170 and encodes 388 amino acids.